Molecule: messenger RNA, 1374 nt
Organism: Aspergillus ruber CBS 135680
Lineage: Eukaryota; Fungi; Ascomycota; Eurotiomycetes; Eurotiales; Aspergillaceae
Gene: mdm12
Product: ERMES complex subunit MDM12
Exons: 2
Coding region: 1-1374 (457 amino acids)
Biological process (GO): mitochondrion organization; phospholipid transport
Cellular component (GO): ERMES complex
Molecular function (GO): lipid binding
Source: RefSeq, a predicted model, not a curated record
AUGUCCAUCGACGUCAACUGGGAGACAGCCACCUCUGGACCGGACGGGGAGGCUCUGGCCGAGCGCAUCCGCUCCUUUAUCCACGACAAAUUCCAGCAGGUGGCCCUCCCACGCUUCAUCCGUUCGGUACACGUCCAUUCCUUCGAUUUCGGGACAAUCCCUCCAGACCUCGAGAUAAAAGAUUUCUGUGAACCGUUUACGGACUUCUACGAAGAGGACGAUGAUGAUGAGAUAUCAGAGGUGUCAGAGGAAUUAGUGUCGGAGCAUGGCAGCAACACCACUCACGAUGACGAGAGUCAAUGGCCCGGGACGGGGCCUCCUUCGUUCCAUGACGGGAUGGCGAUGAAUAACCAGCAAUUGCGGGAUCCCUUCGAUGAACCUGGGCAUCAUUAUGAUUAUCCGUCGGCUUUGCGGUCGCCUAUUGAGCACCUCAAUUCGCAUUUCCUGCCUCGCGCCGCGGGCACACCGGGCUUACCUGUUGGGACGUCGACACUGGGUUAUCAUCUCAUGUCACUAGGUGCGUUGUCUGGGACACAAACUCCUCUAGCUGCGGUGGCAGGCGGUUCGCCAUUUGCCAAUGGCUGGUCAGACUCUGGUAUCGGGCCGGCGAGCAGAAUGCGACUGGAGAAACCGUCUCAGCAACAACAGCUAGAAGCCGAUCUUGACUCCGCUUCCCGACUAUCAACAGCCUCUCAUCCUACCGCCGCGAACAAGGAUAACCCCAACAACGGACCAGACGACCCCAUCAUCCCCAGCCCCGGUACAAGCCCUCACCUAGGCGACCCCCCUUCUGCAACCCACCAACAAAACCACCAACAACCACCACCUCAAAUCCCCCUCCGUCCACCCCCGCGUAUGCGCGAGCGGAAACCCGAAGACUUCCAAGUCCUCUGCCACGCCAAAUACGCAGGUGACGUUCGUCUAUCCCUAACCGCUGAGAUCCUCCUCGACUACCCCAUGCCCAGCUUCGUAGGGCUCCCGCUAAAACUUAACGUUACGGGCAUAACGUUCGAUGGCGUUGCGGUGAUCGCGUAUAUUCGCAAACGCGUGCAUUUCUGUUUCUUGUCUGCUGAGGAUGCGGAUGCGUUACUUGGGUCUGAAGAACAGCAGAAACAAGGGGACAGCAGUAACUCUGCUGCCAGCAAUACCAGUGCCGGCCUAGGCCUGGAUACCCAUAACACUACAUCCUCCGCGCAGAAACGGCAGGGUGGUUUGCUUCAGGAGAUUCGGGUUGAGAGUGAAAUCGGCCGCAAAGAAGAUGGGAAACAGGUUCUGAAAAAUGUUGGCAAGGUUGAGCGGUUUGUUCUUGCUCAGGUGCGCCGGAUUUUUGAGGAGGAACUUGUGUUUCCUAGUUUCUGGACGUUUCUUGUUUGA